Molecule: messenger RNA, 4781 nt
Organism: Rhinopithecus roxellana (golden snub-nosed monkey)
Lineage: Eukaryota; Metazoa; Chordata; Mammalia; Primates; Cercopithecidae
Gene: OTUD7A
Product: OTU deubiquitinase 7A
Exons: 14
Coding region: 390-3161 (923 amino acids)
Biological process (GO): protein K11-linked deubiquitination; protein K63-linked deubiquitination; protein deubiquitination involved in ubiquitin-dependent protein catabolic process
Cellular component (GO): nucleus; cytoplasm
Molecular function (GO): K63-linked polyubiquitin modification-dependent protein binding; cysteine-type deubiquitinase activity; zinc ion binding
Source: RefSeq, a predicted model, not a curated record
AGGAGAGGCCACAGGGACCGCGAGCGGCAGCUGGGGAGGGGGCUGCGGAGCCCGAGCGCGAGCAAAACAGCUGAUCUGGUUUUCCUUUAAAGCGAGAGAAAAUGGAAGUCGGGUAGCAGCGACUGCGGCGCUGCGGGCUGGUGGAGCGGAGCGGCUCGGCGCUGCAGAGUUCUCAGGCGCUGUGAUCUCACCUUCCACUGGGGCAACAAUGGGCCAUUUCCAGCAGGGACGGUGCGGCGUUGGCCUGCAUGCCUGACUGCCACACACCUCCAGAAUCAGGUGUCUGAAAAGUGGCAGUGACAAAAGAAGAGACUCUCCCGGCCGAAGCCCCGGUGCAUGGAGAGAAGGAAGAAAUCAAUUUCCUAAUUGGUACCAUAUACAUCAGAUGGAUGGUUUCUAGUGUGCUUCCAAACCCCACCUCGGCUGAGUGUUGGGCAGCACUCCUACAUGAUCCUAUGACUCUUGAUAUGGACGCAGUCCUGUCAGACUUUGUUCGGUCCACAGGGGCAGAACCUGGUCUGGCCAGAGACCUGCUGGAAGGCAAAAACUGGGACCUGACAGCCGCUCUGAGCGACUAUGAGCAGCUCCGCCAGGUGCACACAGCCAAUCUGCCGCAUGUGUUCAACGAAGGGAGGGGUCCCAAGCAGCCAGAGCGAGAGCCACAGCCCGGGCACAAGGUGGAGCGGCCCUGCCUGCAGAGGCAGGACGACAUUGCCCAAGAAAAGCGACUUUCCCGGGGGAUUUCCCACGCCAGCUCAGCCAUCGUCUCCCUGGCCCGGUCCCACGUGGCAAGUGAAUGCAGCAACGAGCAGUUCCCCCUGGAGAUGCCAAUCUACACAUUCCAGUUGCCAGACCUGAGCGUGUACAGUGAGGAUUUCAGGAGCUUCAUCGAGCGGGACUUGAUCGAGCAGGCAACGAUGGUGGCUCUGGAGCAGGCAGGUCGCCUGAACUGGUGGUCCACUGUGUGCACAAGCUGUAAACGGCUUCUUCCUCUGGCCACGACAGGGGAUGGGAACUGCCUUUUACAUGCCGCCUCACUGGGAAUGUGGGGGUUUCACGACCGGGACCUGGUGUUACGGAAAGCUCUCUAUACCAUGAUGAGGACGGGAGCCGAGAGGGAAGCCCUGAAGCGGAGGUGGAGGUGGCAACAGACGCAGCAGAAUAAGGAGGAGGAGUGGGAGCGGGAGUGGACGGAGCUGCUGAAGCUGGCCUCCAGUGAGCCGCGCACACACUUCAGCAAGAACGGUGGCACAGGCGGGGGUGUGGACAACUCUGAGGACCCCGUGUAUGAGAGCCUGGAAGAGUUCCACGUUUUUGUCCUAGCCCAUAUAUUAAGAAGACCCAUCGUUGUUGUGGCAGAUACAAUGUUAAGAGACUCAGGUGGAGAAGCGUUCGCACCCAUCCCAUUCGGAGGGAUCUACCUGCCCUUGGAGGUCCCUCCCAACAGAUGCCACUGCUCGCCUCUGGUUCUGGCCUAUGAUCAAGCACAUUUCUCUGCCCUCGUGUCCAUGGAACAGAGAGACCAGCAGAGAGAACAAGCCGUGAUCCCCCUGACGGAUUCUGAGCACAAGCUGCUGCCUCUGCACUUUGCAGUGGACCCUGGCAAGGACUGGGAGUGGGGCAAAGAUGACAACGAUAACGCCCGGCUGGCCCACCUUAUCCUGUCGCUAGAAGCCAAGCUGAACCUUCUGCACAGCUACAUGAAUGUGACAUGGAUCCGGAUCCCCUCCGAGACACGGGCGCCCCUGGCACAACCGGAGUCUCCCACGGCCUCGGCAGGGGAGGACGUGCAGUCCCUGGCCGACUCGCUGGACUCGGACCGCGACUCGGUGUGCAGCAAUUCCAACAGCAAUAACGGCAAGAACGGCAAGGACAAGGAGAAGGAGAAGCAGCGCAAAGAGAAGGACAAGACGCGCGCCGACUCCGUGGCCAACAAGCUGGGCAGCUUCAGCAAGACGCUGGGCAUCAAGCUGAAGAAAAACAUGGGAGGCCUCGGCGGCCUGGUGCACGGCAAGAUGGGCCGCGCCAACUCCGCCAACGGCAAGAACGGGGACUCGGCAGAGCGGGGCAAGGAGAAGAAGGCCAAGUCGCGCAAGGGCAGCAAGGAGGAGUCGGGUGCGUCGGCAAGCACGUCGCCCUCGGAGAAAACCACGCCAUCGCCCACGGACAAGGCGGCGGGCGCGUCGCCGGCGGAGAAGGGCGGCGGGCCGCGGGGCGACGCCUGGAAGUACAGCACGGACGUGAAGCUGAGCCUCAACAUCCUGCGCGCCGCCAUGCAGGGCGAGCGCAAGUUCAUCUUCGCCGGCCUCCUGCUCACCAGCCACCGGCACCAGUUCCACGAGGAGAUGAUCGGCUACUACCUGACCAGCGCGCAGGAGCGCUUCAGCGCCGAGCAGGAGCAGCGGCGCCGCGACGCAGCCACUGCCGCCGCCGCCGCCGCCGCCUCCACCGCCAAGCGGCCACCGCGCAGACCCGAGACAGAGGGCGCGCCGGUCCCCGAGCGCGCCUCUCCGGGCCCGCCCACGCAGCUGGUGCUCAAGCUCAAGGAGAGGCCGAGCCCCGGGCCCGCGGCGGGGCGGGCGGCGCGGGCGGCGGCGGGCGGCACGGCCUCCCCGGGGGGAGGCACGCGGCGUGCGGUCGCCAGCGGACCAAUCCCCGGCCGCAGCCCCCCGGCGCCAGCGCGCCAGAGCGUCAUCCACGUCCAGGCGUCGGGCGCGCGGGACGAGGCGUGCGCGCCGGCCGUGGGGGCGCUGCGGCCGUGUGCCACGUACCCGCAGCAGAACCGCUCGCUGUCGUCGCAGAGCUACAGCCCGGCGCGCGCCGCCGCCCUGCGCACCGUGAACACGGUCGAGUCGCUGGCGCGCGCGGUGCCCGGGGCCUUACCGGGCGCGGCGGGGGCGGCUGGGGCGGCAGAGCACAAGUCGCAGACCUACACCAACGGCUUCGGCGCCGCGCGCGACGGCCUGGAGUUCGCCGACGCCGACGCGCCAGCCGCGCGCUCGAACGGUGAGUGCGGCCGUGGCGGCCCGGGGCCGGCGCAGCGGCGCUGCCAGCGCGAGAACUGCGCGUUCUACGGCCGCGCCGAGACCGAGCACUACUGCUCCUACUGCUACCGCGAGGAGCUGCGGCGGCGGCGCGAGGCGCGUGGGGCCCGGCCCUGAGCGGCGCGGCGCGGCGCAGCGCAGGCGGCGAGGUUCUACCUUCGAGGAUUUCUUUUCCAUUGUGUCGGUGUCUUUUUUACAUGCUCUGGUCCACCGGAAGGCCGGCGCCUCCUCUGUCAGUGCCGUGUACGUGUUUGGUCAAACGUUCCUAAUGGUGCCUGAACCUACACUGACGCCACUCAGGUAGUAGACGGAUAGGAAACAAGUCAUACUGUUGGAAGUGGGUGUGCUAGCCUAGCAUCUGCCUCGUACCUGUGGAAACUCAAUAGCCAUUGCAAGAGUAUUUUUGUUCCUCAGUAAGAAAUAAAGAAAUUCGCAGCCCUUUGUUUUUAGAAGGGAGUGUUUUACAUGCUUUUUUUGCUUUUUUUUUUUUUUUCUCCUAACCUAGCGAUGACCUCUUCCAGGUAGCGGUCCCCUGUGCGCGGUUGGUAGUACCCAGGGCAUAGAGUGAACGCGCACCCGGGGCUGCGGUGGAGGCUCCUCUGCGGGCUCCACUUGCCUCUCAUCCCGGGACCUAGGAGAAGGCGGGUACCUGGCCGCCAGCUGACGCCCUGGUGGUCACUGUGGCCCUUUAGAAACACACAGCUCCAUUUCAUAAGCCAAACCUCCUCCCCCAGCCCCGGCUCAAGCACCAUUCACACUGCCAUCCAAGCCGCGGGCGGCCGUGGGAAGGCACUGGACCACCCGUCUCACGGGCGCGGUUAGGUACAGCGAUGGCUCCCAGUGCCGGGCAGCUCAGGUGACAGGAGCUUUCCAAAGACACCUAGGGUCCAAAAAGCAGGGUUCCCAUCUCACAAUUUGGAUUUGCCCAUAGAGGAGAAGAUAGGACAGCCUGCUCACAUUUCUCUUUUGAAGGCACUUCCACAGUGGACUGUCGCUGGAGGGCCCCUGGGCAGUGACCAUCGGUGCCCCAGGAGACAGCGAGGAAUUGACCCUUCGGUCUCUGUGUAAGCCCCCACUAGGUUGCUGCUCUUUCCAAAGGGAAGGAGCUGGGGGAACCGGGAAGGAACCCCACCCCAACACCUGCAUCUGUCUGGGUUCAGCCAGGUAAAGGAACUCACUGUGAUCGUGGCCCCUCCAUGGGGCAGGACGACCCUGCCUCCGUCUCGUGACACAAUGAGGGAGCAGCCCGAUCCCUGAGCGGUCUCUUUUUUGGUGCCUCCUACAUUUCUUGAGGAAAAAAAAAAAAUGUGUCCUUAGCUACCCUGUUUUGAGCAGCAAUAUGCAGCCUCUUCCUUCCAAGAUUACCUCCGGAGAACGCCAUUCUUGGCCAGGGACACUGAGGAGCUAAACCUGCCUCACUAAGGAACGAGCUUGUUUCCAAGAAAUGAGGAUAAGAUGGGUAAAAUCCUCACUAACAGAAGAAUACUAUAAAACCUGUGAGAGCCUUAGAAUAGCUUCUAAUAAUCCUAGGAAAGGAGAAAGCGCCUGGCUUUGCUGUGAGUGUAUCCUCAGAAAAAGCAGGAGGUCGACCAUCUCUUCACUGGAGCCAGCUUCUCCUCUAGAAACGAUGCUUUUUUCCCUAACUAAAGAGCAGCAAAAACAAACAAACAAAAAAAAGUGGGAGGGGAUUUUUUUUACUUGUUUGGAAAAUUAUAAUAAAACAAUUAUCUCCUGUGA